Messenger RNA from Oncorhynchus tshawytscha (Chinook salmon), 1967 nucleotides. RefSeq names its product caveolae associated protein 2b (gene cavin2b). Gene Ontology annotation, cellular component: cytoplasm; caveola. The coding region runs from base 297 to 1709 and encodes 470 amino acids. Gene Ontology annotation, molecular function: protein kinase C binding. Lineage: Eukaryota; Metazoa; Chordata; Actinopteri; Salmoniformes; Salmonidae. The transcript is spliced from 5 exons. The record is from RefSeq and is a predicted model, not a curated record.
AGAGAGAGAGAGACAGAGAGAGAGAGAGAGAGAAAGAGAGAGAGAGAGAGAGAGAGAGACUGACUGAGGAAAGGAAAGGGGUGGGGACGACAGAGGGUGAAUGCAGGAAAGUUUUGCUUCGUAGCAACAAGUUGGAGAAACUCAGCAAACUGCAACAAAAUCCUCAGCCAGCUCGACAGCAAAGCAAACAGCGUGGGACUGAACACACACUCCCACUCCCACACAGGUCGAGGAGAGAGAGCAGAGCUUUAUUCCACGGUGUGUGUUAGCUAGCACAUUAGCCAGCCACGUUAGCAAUGUGUGAGGACGCAGUCCAAGCAGAGAGGAACAGCAUGGUGAGCAGCACCCACGAGAGCCAGGACCUGAUGGUCCCCAGCCUCGACCACCCCUCCCCCAGUCACAGCCUCUCCCAGCUGGGCACAGGAGCUCUAAGCGCAGCCUCCGAAUCUGGAGCUCCUGGAGGAACCACCACCAAGGAGGGGCCACUAAGCCCAACACUGACCCCAGGGACGGGCCCGGUUAACGCCAUCACGGUGCUGACCCUCCUGGACAAACUGGUCAACAUGCUGGACACGGUUCAGGAGAACCAGCACAAGAUGGAGGAGCGUCAGGUGGAGAUGGAGGGAGCGGUGAUGGGGAUCCAGACAGACAUGACCAAGCUGUCCAAGAGCCACACACACACCGCCAACACCGUAAGCAAGCUGCUGGACAAGAGCCGCAAGGUGUCCGUCACCAUGAAGGAGGUGCGCGACAGGAUGGAGCGACAGGCUGGACAGGUGAAGAAGCUGGAGGCAAACCACUCCCACUUGCUCAAGAGGGACAACUUCAAAGUGCUCAUAUUCCAGGAGGAGAAUGAAAUCCCAACCAGUGUGUUUGUCAAGGAUACUGUUCCUUUCCCCCGUGAAGCUGAGGAGGGGGAGGAUCCCACCGCCGUCAUCGACGCCAACCGCUCCACGGAGGAGGGGCUUCACACCAUCGACCUAUCCUCGGACGAGGACGUAGGGCUGGAGGCGGACCUGGACGAGGUGGGAGAUGACGUAUACGAGCUGGCCGGAGAGCACACAGACAAAUCCCGCACGGAUAAGUUUAAACGCUCUAGUCUAAAGAAGGUGGACAGUCUGAAGAGGGCCUUCUCCAAAGCGAAUAUAGAGAAGAAGAUGAACAAGAUUGUGUCACAGGAGAAACGAGAGAAGAUGAAGAAGAGCCUGACACCCAACCACCCAAAGAGUUCCUCCUUCAAAGUGUCCCCUCUCACGUUCAGCAUCAAGAAGAAUCGUAAGUCUGAGGGCCAACCUGAAGCUGAAGCAGAGGUGGAGGCCUCAUCCCAGACCGGGGUCUCGCCUACUGCCGUGGCCUCCAUUGAGAUCUCCCCGCUGGCCAGCCCUGAUGAGGAGUUCCUCUUCACAGAGGUGCACUCCCAACUGGCUCCAGGGCUGGAGGAGUCCAAGGCUGAGGCUUUGGAGAUGGAAGAGGUGGCUGUCAGUGAAGUUCCAGAAUCUGACGAAAUUCCAGAAUCCAACGGUUUUUCUGAUUCCAAACCGUUCCUAGAAUCCGACGUUCCUGAGGCGGAUGUGGAUCUGUCGGCUAUGACGGAGGGAGUGAGGGAGGAGUACACUCUCUCUGCCACGCUCCCACAUGAUGCCUUCCACUCUAUCUCGCCCUUCGAUGAGGAAGACAGGGAGGAGAAAGUGCAGAGGGAGAAAGAGUAGGAGAAGGAAGGAGAGAAAGAGUAGGAGAAGGAAGGAGAGAAAGAGUAGGAGAAGGAAGGAGAGAAAGAGUAGGAGAAGGAAGGAGAGAAGAAAGUGUAGAAAGAGGUGGAGGAGAAGGAAGAAGAGUAGGAGAAGGAGGGGAGACUUGUGGAAGAGGAGGCCCAGCUGUCAAAGUCCACACACACAAAAUAAAUACACCUAUACCUAUUCCCUAAAAUACUUCCCCAUUCCCACUCCCACACUCUGCCCAUCAUCCUC